GGAACCCUUCUUUUGAAAUGAUUGCCUAUCCCAGAAUGCUCCCGUUUUGAAUAUUUCCGGCGGGUAACUGCGUCACUGUUUCCAAGGUUUCUAGUCUAAAUUAGACUCUAACGUUUGUGUUAUUCUAUCUAAACCGAGCUGUAAUAAUGCUGGGGGAUGAGAUCCAAGCUAAUAAUCUGGUGUACAAUCAAUUACGGGAUUUAAUUCAGACCCAACAACGUGUCCUAGCCACAAUCAGGGAGACGAUGAUCACCAAAGAACGGGAAUUGAUACCAAAAGAACAAUAUGAAGAGGUUGUAAAUGACCUUGAGAAUGAGAGACUCCAGCAUGCUAAAACUCAAGCACUCCUCAACCAGGAAUCUGAAAAGCUGCAGUUUGCCCUUGGAGAAAUAGACAUCCUCACAAACCAGAUGCAAAGAGAAAAGAAGUCUUUUGAAAAAGUGCUUGCCAGUAUUAAAAAUAAAGCAUUGAAGGAAUCUACAAAAAAUGACAAACUGAAAAGCAAAUGCAACGAAAUGGAGUUCACAGUUCAAAAGCAUGAGGAUAUUUUAAUUAAGAAAGAGAACCAAAUCAAGCAGCUUCACAACCAACUCACAAAGCACAAAACAACCUUGAAACUCCAGCUGACUGAUGUUGAGAUCCAGAGGAAGCAGGAAGCUUACAUUGCAGAAGCGCUUCAGAAGAAGCAGAGAACAGCAGGGCACUGGACCAGCGGCUCCUCUUCAUAUGACACGGCUGUAUAAUAGCUAGAAACAGACGUCUUGUACACAGACUGGAGCGCCUUCUGUUUCCCUUUAUAGGGUACCAACAAAGCCUUUCAAACAUGCAGCAGAAUAUGUGAACCAGACAUGUAACAGGAGAGUAAAGGAAUAACAAAAUCUACAGCAAAAAUAAAGACUUGCAUGAAAGUUAUGAAAAUUAGAGGUACGUAUCUUUUUAAAGCCUUGCUCAUUACAUGUUUAAGGCAAACUUGUAUUGAUUUAAACUUGAAAAAGUAGAAUUGUAAAACAGGUUUUGAUCCCUCUCCAUCAAAAUCUAGACAAUGGUACAGCAUUUUCACUUUGUCCUUUAACACCGUACUUACUUGUAAGAGAUCCCAAUGAUUCAGCAAAGACAACAUGACUAGGUAACCCAUUCCAUACCCUCACCACCCUCCUUCCCUCUGUCCUAAGUCUACCUCCACUAGAUUGGCACUGGUUUCCUUAUAACCACUUGUAUUUGAUUGUACAGAUGUUUAUGUUUGAUUGUAUAUAGUGUAAAGAGUCAUGCCAAACAUGACAUCACUCCUCCUGUCCAAUAAGCAUUGGGAGGAUUGCUGUAGCCAGUAGAAACUGGAGACAUGGGGAGAUGAGAUUCAGUCAAAAUGAAAAGAAAAUGUGGAAAACAAAAACCAAGAGCAAUGCAAUGAGGGCCUUGUUAAAAUGCUGCUCCACUAUGUGGAGGGAAGACAUGCAUGGGUUAUUCCAGCUCGAAAGGUAAUCAAUCCCCUAAUAGUAUCAUUUACACUCUCUGCAAAUAGCAGCUUCAAAAAAUAACCCCAGUUGAUACACAUCAAGCACCAUGAUUAUGUAGUUCAAAAAUGAAUACACCCCAACCUUACACACAUUUUAAACAUUGGACCUUUAUUGCUUAGUCAUUGUUUUUGUGUUGUGCAAACCUGCUGUCAUACUAAUCAUGUCCUAUAUUAAGAGACUCGUGAUGUAACAUCUUUCACUGUCUUAAUGUCAUUAGAGGUGAAAGAAAAACCUUUCAAAUGUAUCAGAAAUGAAUGAAUAAAUGAUUCAAUGUUUUUUUUUUUUUUCUUGUUUGUAUUACAUGCUGGUGCCAAUGUAUCCUGUCUUGUAUUUUUUUUAAUCUAAUAAAAGAGAAAUAGAAGA
Molecule: messenger RNA, 1877 nt
Organism: Acipenser ruthenus (sterlet)
Lineage: Eukaryota; Metazoa; Chordata; Actinopteri; Acipenseriformes; Acipenseridae
Product: spermatogenesis-associated protein 24-like
Exons: 6
Coding region: 147-743 (198 amino acids)
Cellular component (GO): nucleus; cytoplasm
Molecular function (GO): DNA binding
Source: RefSeq, a predicted model, not a curated record